GAGAAGGAGGGAGUAAUGGUUUAGUAUUUUCGACAUGGGAGGAUAUAAACAAGAGGGGACAAGAUUGAAUAUUAAAAUUUGUAGUCCAAGGAUACUCUGCUAGUGCUCUAUUCGAUGUCUUGGAAUCAAAUUUUAUAUCACCAGUUGGUUUCACAAUCCUCGUUCAACUGAGCCGGCCAAGUAUGACUAAAGUACUAGAGUGAUACAGUUUCCAAUUGGUGCACCAUUUUUUAUUCUUGUUUUGCUUGUUGGCCAUAUAAUUACAAACUUUUGCUUUAGUUUAGUUGCAAGUGGUAAUUAUUUGAAGUGGAGAGUAAUCAUCUGCUUAAACCUGCUAGUGGAAAACAAGUUGGAUUCAAACACCAAACCCAUUGCCAGAUCUAUCUAGAAAUGAGUUCAAGAAUUAAGCAUUUUAGCCAUGCUGAGCAUGAAUUAAUCUUGAAGGAGAAUGAUGUUAUUGAAGACACUGCUACUUGCUUUGCCUGCCACAAAACAGUCAUCGGCUUUCCUACGUAUACCUGUACCCAAUCUGCUGAUGAUGAUAUUGGCUGUAAAGAGUUUUACCUGCACCAGACUUGUGCAGAAUUACCCCUACGUAUUUUCCCUCACGAUAUGCACAACCGACACCCCAUUACUCUCGCAAUAUACACUGGUAAAUACUAUUGUGAUGCUUGUCAUCUUCAAAUAAGGCUCGGUUAUGGGUGUGAUCCUUGUGACUUUGGUUUAUGUGGAACCCUGAACCCUGAACCCUGAACUGCUCUUCCUGGUCCUCCUGAUGAUGAUGAACAAAAAGAGCUUCAUCAUCAAGGUCACGAGGAGCACACACUAGUAUUGCAGAGGCAAGCUUUGUUUAAAUGUGAUGCUUGUUGGGAGGAGGCUAAAGACUUUUCUUAUGUAUGCAAAACAUGUGAUUUUUGGAUCCACAAGAAGUGUGCUCUCUCUCCCCCCAUUAUUGCAGAGCCUGCUUAUCAUCAUCACCCUGUCACUCUUAUCUUCUCUAUUCCAGAUGAACAUCGCUAUUUCGUCCGAUUCUGCAACAUCUGCGAUGAAUAUGUUCCUGUGGAUUCGUGGAUGUAUUAUUGUCACCAAUGCACAUAUUUCGUGCAUAUGAAAUGUGCUACAGCCCCUGCUUUAAAUGAGACUGAAGCCACUGGCAGUGACAACGACCCAGAUUUGAUAGAAUUUCCUCUGCAGAGCUUGGAAGCACUAAGUGAUUUCAUGAUAACCCAGUUUUCAAAAUUCCAAGUUGAAUUUGAAGGUGAGCAUAAAGAUACUGCCAUGACAUCAACCGGACCUAAUGACCCACAUAUAAUUGAAGAGCAUUGGAGUCACCCGGAUCAUCCAUUACAACUGUUUGAGUUUAUUAUUAAUGAGCAUGAUAACGACGACGAAGAAGAUGACAACAACACAACAGGAUUGAUAUGUGAUGGGUGCAUUCAACCCAUCACGGCUACCCAUCCAUGGUACUACAGUUGUAAUCAGUGUAAUUUCUUUCUCCACUCCGUGUGUGCCACUAAAUUGCCAGGUGAGUUGUUUAUAGGAGAAUCCUCGUUUCACCCGGAGCAUUCUCUCGCCCUUAUGAGGAAACCUAGAUUCCACACAACAGUGGACUGCGGAGUUUGUAGCAGCUCGACAAAUGGAUUCUACUAUAAAUGUGAGGCUUGUGAUAUAAAAGUCGAUAUUUGCUGUGCAUUUUUGCCCUCCAGGAUAAAAUAUAAGUCUCACAAGCACCACCCCUUUAUUCUGCGUCCAUCAUCGUAUGCCGUUUGUGGUGUUAGUAAGUGCGGAAGUCAGGGUGGCAUGAGAUAUGAAUGUGAAAUUUGUAGCAACUUCCAUAUCAGAGUAUCUAGUGUAUUUUACCCAAGUACGAUGAAACACAAAUAUGAUGAUCAUUCCAUAACCUUGAGAUAUCCUCCUUUCUUCUACCAAGGUGUAUUCUAUUGUGAGCUAUGUGAAGAACAAGUAAACAAUCAGUGGUGGCUCUAUCACUGUGACGAGUCUGAUCAUUCUUUUCACUCUGAUUGCCUCCAUUUGCCGUAUAGGAUCAAGUUAGGAGUGACCAUCAGAAUUGAUAUUAACGAUGAAAUGCACACACUUGCAUUUGUUCUCGAAAGGAAUGUAAGAACAAACUCUCCCUUAUUCAUUUGUGGCAAUUGCGGUGAUAAAUACGCUUCUGGUCUCUUCUUCAAAUGUGAUGGCUGUGGAUUUCUUAUCUGCCCUCGAUGUGUCAGCAAGAUAGAUGGGUGAUUAACAAGUGAAUGUAGUUCUGAGAUAUUUCAACACUCUCAUUGGCAAUUGUUUUAUGUCAGCUAUUAACUUUUUACUCAAUAAUCAUAUUUCGACACAUCAGUGUUUCAUUUGUGUUCUUUUACAUUUACUAGCGAAUUUGCUACUUAUAUCUAGUUGUAACCUACUGAUAUGA
Daucus carota subsp. sativus is the source of this 2422-nucleotide messenger RNA. RefSeq lists its product as uncharacterized. Bases 1072 to 2247 code for a protein of 391 amino acids. NCBI's taxonomy places the organism in Eukaryota, Viridiplantae, Streptophyta, Magnoliopsida, Apiales, Apiaceae. The record is from RefSeq and is a predicted model, not a curated record. The transcript is spliced from 2 exons.